GGAGGGGGGAGCGCCCGGGCCAGGCUGCACCGCGUUCCUGGAGGGGAGAAAAGCCCGGCUGCGGCACAAAAACCGAGGCCUGGGUGAGGCGCCAACCCAAGCUGCCAGCAGCGGAAGGAGAGGGGGGUCUCAGGCGCUCAGCCCUCGCCCGUGGUAGGUCGGUGCGGAGACCAGAGCUGGAAGCCAAACGCAGACAGUUGGCGAGAAGCACCAGCCCCCUCCGCCGGCCUACUAGCUGCGGGGAGGGGUUUCUCACGCCCCCUGCUCCUGGGUGACUGCACCGGAGGUCGGAAGGAAGCGGGGCGAGGGGAUGAGUCAUCCCGCCUAAUUCCUCCUUCCCGGUCCCUCGCCUCCGCACGCCGGCCCCCUCCCGAGAUCGAGCAGCCGGGAGCGAAAACUCGCUCAUCCUGAGUCCGCUACCAAACCCGCUGUGGCCUGCAUAAGAGAGGUGAAGGACGGGGCGUGUGGCCAAUGAGAGCUUCGCCCUCUCGCCGCCAGCCAAUGGGCCGCUGUUUACAGGGUAGGGCGGGACUCGAAGGGGGCGGUCCCGGGCUGGCGCGCGGCGUCGCGGUCCGGUGGCUCACAGAGACAGUGGCUCAGAGACAGAGCGCCUCACAGGGAGUCGGCGCCCAAGCGACGCGGGAAGGCGCCACCGCCGCCGCCGCUGGCCAGGGUGCUGGAUACGACAGGCCGGUCGACCGCUUCGCCAGCUCAGGCACCCGUUGCAGCUGCCGCGGCUUCGCUCCCAGCCCGGUCCUCAUGGAAGAGAUGGAAGAAGAGUUAAAAUGCCCUGUGUGCGGCUCCUUCUAUCGGGAGCCCAUCAUCCUGCCCUGCUCUCACAAUUUAUGUCAAGCGUGCGCCCGCAACAUCCUGGUACAGACCCCGGAGUCUGAAUCCCCCCAGAGCCGUCGGGCCUCGGGCUCCGGGGUCUCCGACUAUGACUAUCUGGACCUGGACAAGAUGAGCCUGUACAGCGAAGCGGACAGCGGCUAUGGUUCCUAUGGGGGUUUCGCCAGUGCCCCCACUACCCCGUGCCAGAAGUCCCCCAAUGGCGUCCGCGUGUUCCCCCCGGCUAUGCCGCCACCGGCCACCCACCUGUCACCGGCCUUGGCCCCGGUGCCCCGCAACUCCUGUAUCACCUGCCCCCAGUGCCACCGCAGCCUCAUACUGGAUGACCGGGGGCUCCGCGGCUUCCCCAAGAACCGCGUCCUGGAAGGGGUAAUUGACCGCUACCAGCAGAGCAAAGCCGCAGCCCUCAAGUGCCAGCUCUGCGAGAAGGCGCCUAAGGAGGCCACCGUCAUGUGCGAACAGUGCGAUGUCUUCUACUGCGAUCCAUGCCGCCUGCGCUGCCACCCGCCCCGAGGGCCCCUAGCCAAGCACCGCCUGGUGCCCCCGGCCCAGGGCCGCGUGAGCCGGCGGCUGAGCCCGCGCAAGGUCUCCACCUGCACAGACCACGAGCUGGAGAACCACAGCAUGUAUUGCGUGCAGUGCAAGAUGCCUGUGUGCUACCAGUGCUUGGAGGAGGGCAAACAUUCCAGCCAUGAAGUAAAAGCUCUGGGGGCCAUGUGGAAACUGCACAAGAGCCAGCUCUCCCAGGCCCUGAACGGACUAUCAGACAGGGCCAAAGAAGCCAAGGAGUUUCUGGUGCAGCUCCGCAACAUGGUCCAGCAGAUCCAGGAGAACAGCGUGGAGUUUGAGGCUUGCCUGGUGGCCCAAUGUGAUGCCCUCAUUGAUGCCCUCAACAGAAGGAAAGCCCAGCUACUUGCACGUGUCAACAAGGAGCAUGAACACAAGCUGAAGGUGGUUCGAGAUCAGAUCUCUCACUGCACAGUGAAAUUGCGCCAGACCACAGGUCUCAUGGAGUACUGCCUGGAGGUCAUUAAGGAAAAUGAUCCUAGUGGCUUUUUGCAGAUUUCCGACGCCCUCAUAAGGAGAGUGCACCUGACUGAGGACCAGUGGGGGAAAGGCACGCUCACUCCCAGGAUGACCACGGACUUCGACCUGAGUCUGGACAACAGCCCUCUACUGCAAUCCAUUCACCAGCUCGACUUCGUGCAGAUGAAAGCUUCCUCUCCAGUCCCAGCAACCCCCAUCCUGCAGCUGGAGGAGUGUUGUACUCACAACAACAGUGCCACGCUGUCCUGGAAACAGCCACCUCUGUCCACGGUGCCUGCCGAAGGCUACAUUCUGGAGCUGGAUGACGGCAAUGGUGGUCAGUUCCGGGAAGUGUAUGUUGGAAAGGAGACGAUGUGCACCGUGGACGGUCUUCACUUCAACAGCACAUACAACGCUCGCAUCAAGGCCUUCAACAAAACAGGAGUCAGCCAGUACAGCAAGACCCUGGUCCUCCAAACGUCUGAGGUGGCCUGGUUCGCUUUCGACCCCGGCUCGGCACACGCUGACAUCAUCUUCUCCAACGACAACCUGACCGUGACCUGCAGCAGCUACGAUGACCGGGUGGUGCUGGGGAAAACCGGCUUCUCCAAGGGUGUCCACUACUGGGAGCUAACCGUGGAUCGCUACGAAAACCACCCUGACCCCGCCUUCGGCGUGGCUCGCAUCGACGUGAUGAAGGAUGUGAUGUUAGGGAAGGACGACAAAGCCUGGGCAAUGUAUGUGGACAAUAACCGGAGCUGGUUCAUGCACAACAACUCGCACACCAACAGAACCGAGGGAGGGAUCACCAAGGGGGCCACAAUCGGGGUCCUCCUCGACUUGAACAGGAAAACCUUGACCUUUUUUAUCAACGACGAACAGCAGGGUCCCAUAGCCUUCGAGAAUGUGGAAGGCCUGUUCUUCCCGGCAGUCAGCCUGAACAGGAAUGUGCAGGUCACGCUUCACACCGGGCUCCCAGUCCCUGACUUCUACUCCAGCAGAGCAUCAAUAGCCUAAGGAUGGGCUGUGGAGGCACCAGCUGCCCGUCCUUACCUCCGUCCUUACCUCCGCCUGAGAGAGCGACAGCAGGAGCUCAGCCAGCAUGUGGUGGGAUGCCGGAGAGCUGGAAGCAGAGGGGGAGGAGGAGAGAAAAGCUGGUCCCCACGUGCUCACACCCCACAGCGCUGCUCCACUCCUUCCUUUCCAGCCUCUCUCCUGUUCUGAUGCCUGCAUUCACUUCUGCGUCCCGUCCAGCAACUCUAACCAACAAAGGACCUAGACCGCCCACGCUGUCACUUAGUUUCCACUCCCGGAUUUUGCUUUUAUUUUACAUAAGCUUUUUUAUGUAGGUGAGUUAUAUUUUGUUUCUUUCUGAUCAUGUUAUUAGUGACUUACUGAACUGUUACUGCCAAGAGAAUCUCCUCCUGAUAAACUUUUUCUUAAGCUUUCUGACAAAGAGGUCGUAGAGAGAGGUGGGGAAGAAGUAGUUGAAUUCGGAGCUUGCCGUUUACCUCCUAGAAGGUUCUUGCCGUUACCUCUCGUGCGCUGUUAGCCCUGCAUAGCUAAUCUUUGUGAGGUGGGCAGAGUGAAUGCAGCAUCGAGAAGUUUUACUAUCCAUUGACGCACAAAAAUAAUAGCCAAAUGGCUACACAAAGGUUCACCGCAGGCAGGAUCAUUAGGAGAGCUGGGUCAUUGAAUCAAACUAGAAAGUCUCUAGACAGAGGCAGACCAGGGGGUUUAUGAUUUGGUUCAUUCAUUUAACACAAGUUUUUAACUAAGAACCUACUAUGGACCAGGCACUGUUCUAGACACUGGAGACACAGUGGUGAACAAACAGGUGUGCUUACCGACCUUCUGGAGCUUACAUUCUCAUAGGAGAGCAAACCAAAAAUAAGACAAUUACAAAUUAUUAUAAGUACUGCAAAGUAUAUAAACAAGGGGCAAAGAGGCUCAUUGGCAAGAUCUCUCAGUUCACCAAGAAUGAUGCUAAAAAUCUACCAAUUCUGGCCAUGGCACCAGAAACAUACCAACUCAAUGCCUUUUCAGCUACGCUAUUUUAAUUAUGGUACCUGCUGCCAUUUAUCACAGAGCCCUCCUUUGGCAGAAAUCAUGUCAGCAUUCUUAUUUGUUAAUGCUGCAACGACACUAAGCCUUAAAUAUGAAUGUGGAAAAAAAAAUAGUGACCAGAGAGAGAACCCAUUUUCAGUAAUGGGGGAUCUUAAUUUGCAGUCCAUGGCAUCCGCAUUCUCAGGAUAAACUCACUUGUCUCCAUGUAUAUCUGUGCCUGUUACAAAUGACAAAUCCAUCCACUCUGCUGCCAUUCACAACCUAACUUUCUGGAGUAGUUCAAAUAAUGUUUGGAAGAAAAUGAAAUUGUAUGUCAUUGCUGUGACUAAUAACAGAACGAUAAUUCUUAUUACUUCUCUAUAGAGAUAGACUUACACAGUUACCCUUCAGAUUCUUUAGUUUGACAUGAAGUUUUAGAAAAUGUAGAACAUGGAAAAAAAGGUUCUGAUUAGUUGUCUAAAUAUUUGCCAGUGAGCCAAGAAAUUCCGCAUGAAAAAACAAGAAUAACAGAUAAAAGAGAAGUGGUAGGAUGGGAAAGCUAACAAACUAAAGUUUUGGCAAAAAGUAAUAUAUGUAAAUAGCUAAUUAUUUCCUUUUGUGCUUUAUUGAGCUCAUCUCUAUCAGUUACAGUGUUUUUCUAGUUACGUGUACCUAAUUUAUUGAAUGGGUGCUAUCCUGUUUAUGUCCAUCUUGGUUUCUUGGCUACAGAAAAACUGUUGCAGGCCAACACUAGUUUGAUAUUUGAUUUACUCUCCAAUGAGACUCGAUGGCUGGGCCGCUGUAGACUCAUAGUUACUCUUGUUCUUUAUUAAAUUCAUCCUGCUAAGUAGAUUUCUAGUGACUUGUAACACAUAGUUUACACAGAAUUGCCAUUGUAGAUGCAUACAGCUACUGUACUAGAAAAAUGGAUAUUUCUGGUGUGCCAAUAAAAGAUUUUUAUGAGAGAAU
Odobenus rosmarus divergens (Pacific walrus) is the source of this 4890-nucleotide messenger RNA. RefSeq names its product tripartite motif containing 9 (gene TRIM9). Gene Ontology annotation, molecular function: zinc ion binding; protein binding. The transcript has 10 exons. NCBI's taxonomy places the organism in Eukaryota, Metazoa, Chordata, Mammalia, Carnivora, Odobenidae. The record is from RefSeq and is a predicted model, not a curated record. The coding region runs from base 472 to 2892 and encodes 806 amino acids.